AUGUUUGAUACAGCAAUUGAAUGUAAUGAUGCAGAAAUAAAGAAUCAGAAAUCUGUCCAGGUAUCAGAUAUUCAAACUAAAAGUGAUUGCAUAAGCAAAUCCACCAACCUACCUACAAAUUUAAAUGAGGAAAAUAUCAAUGAUGAUCCGAAUUCGACUAUAGUGGCUGAAGAUAGCAAUACAACUACCUUGGAGACAGAAAUAAGAAAUAAUCGGCUGAUUGCAAUCGGCGGUGUCACUGGCAUUAAUGAUCAUCUUGAUGCUAUAAUAGGAUACGCUGCAGAACCUUUGUUACCACUUCAUGAAGCAUGUGUUCCGUUGUCUGAUAUUCUCUACAAUUUGUCAUUCUACGUACAAUUGGCGCUCAAUGAAACACCACAAGAACCACCCAAUGGAUUGACUGUGGACGAGAGUGCUGCAAUUCGUCUCUAUACUAUUGAGUGGGAAAAACCUCAUCGAAGUCUCUAUUCAAUGCUUAAUCAUACUCUCAAAGGGGCUCCACGUGAAGAACUUCGACCUUAUUUCAAGUAUCUGAAAUUGUUCUUGACUGCUCUCGUCAAGUUACCCUGUGUUCCACCACAAACGGUUUGGCGAGGUGUGGCCAAAGAUUUAAGUUCUGAGUUUCCACCAGGCACUUUUGUGACAUGGUGGGCAUUUUCCUCAUGCACUCAUUCACUGCCUGUUUUGGAAAAUAAUAGAUAUCUGGGUUCCGAAGGUAAGCGAACCCUUUUCUCGGUCGAAGUAAUCAAUGGUCGAACGGUGCAAGCUCAUUCAUAUUAUGUUACGGAAGAUGAAAUUCUUCUUUUGCCUGGUACAUGCAUGGAAGUUCAGUCACAGUUUAGUCCAGCACCUGAUCUUCGUAUCAUUCAUUUGAAGCAAAUAAAACCGACCGAAACCCUUCUCGAACUUCCAUUUGAAGGCAAUUUUGAGAGAGGAAGACAUUUAUGA
Molecule: messenger RNA, 948 nt
Organism: Rotaria sp. Silwood1
Lineage: Eukaryota; Metazoa; Rotifera; Eurotatoria; Philodinida; Philodinidae
Source: the annotation of a GenBank genome assembly